This is a messenger RNA of Delphinapterus leucas (beluga whale), 3554 nucleotides long. NCBI's taxonomy places the organism in Eukaryota, Metazoa, Chordata, Mammalia, Artiodactyla, Monodontidae. The record is from RefSeq and is a predicted model, not a curated record.
GCGAGGCCUCGGGAUCCUGCCAGCAGAUGGGAGAUGAGGAGGAGGAGAAGAGAGAAAAAGAUCUGGAGCCUCAUAUCUCCAAGGGGAGUAAGAAGAGGGUGGCAGCAGGUCCAAAUGCAUAGAGCUUCCCCGACGCGGCCCGCCUGCUUUAGAUUCUCCCCAGCCUGGAGAGCCCCGCUGUCCUUCAGUCAAAUCUGCUGGUCGGGGUCAGCGUCCCCGACGGCCGCAUCCUGCUGAGAGACCCUAGCCGACCCUCGGGAACAGAGGAUCGGCGCAGGAGGUUCCCGGCCCCUCACUGGACUGCAUUUCCCAGCAAGCUCCGCGCCCUGCUAGAAGCGGCUAAAGACUAUUUGGGUGGGUGCGGGACCCUAAAAGCUAUAAACGAGUCUCCUAAGGCUGAGUUCCGGCUCCUGGACCACGGCCCCCUCAGCUCUCGACCCACUGUGUAGCGGAAAGAGCAGGGGACGGAAGGAAGAGUCCACGCCCGAGCAUCCCUUGCGGCGGAACAGGCGAUCCACUCGUAGCUGGGCCCAGAGACAUCUCUGCCCAGCAGGCCAGCCUUGGCUUUUCCUUUUCACCCUUCACGGGUCAGAGGAACACAGAAAACUGAAAGACAAGGCGAGAGGGAGAAAGCGCGAAUCUAGGGGCAGACCUCAGCCUGGGGGCAUGGGUGUUGACCACAUGACGUCACUGCCUUCUGAUUGGCCAUCCCUGGAAAUUCUCACCGUUCAUUGGUCAUCCGUCAGGGAGAAGGCCGGUAUAGUAGGCGACCGCCCUCCUGGGGAGAGUAGUUGGGAGUGCUUGUCUCAGCGCAUGCGCCAUGUUGUUUCCCGGCGAGCCCCGCGCGAAUUUCCGGCGCCGAAACCUGGAGGCGGAAACUGGGAACGCCUGGGCGACUGUGGGCGGUGUGAGUCCUGGGGGGCGGGACAGGCGACGCGGCCCGCCUGGCUCCGAGGUCGAGCGCAGGGCUCCGGGAGGCCGGGGCCGGCGCCCCGAGGCAGAGGCCGAAGGGGGCGCGCACCUCAGGGAGGUGCAGGGGAGAAGCCUGGGGCGCCGCACCCGCUGCCCGCCCCUCCGCCUCUCAUCUCCGCUCAGGCAAGGCUGCUGGGACCGAGCGCGGAGCUCUGGCCGGGUCCGCGUUCCCGACUGCCGAGUCCUACUGAGCGACCCUGGAGUGCCUGUCCAGAUGCCAACCCAGCUGCCACUGGGGAUCCCUCUGGGAGAUUGAAGGCCCAGGUUGAGGCUGACCAGCCCUGAGCCUUAGGCCAGGGGAAUGGCAGCCCCCCCAGAGCCUCAGGACCAGGCCCCUGGGGAGGGAGAAGGGCUUCUGAUCGUGAAGGUAGAAGAUUCCUCCUGGGAGCAGGACGCUGCCCAGCAAGAGGACAGCAGGGAUUCAGAGGUGUGCCGCCAGCGCUUUCGGCAGUUCUGCUACGGGGAUGCGGGUGGGCCCCACGAGGCCUUCAGCCAGCUCUGGGAGCUCUGCUGCCGCUGGCUGCGGCCCGAGCUGCGCACCAAGGAGCAGAUCCUGGAGCUGCUGGUGCUGGAGCAGUUCCUGAGCGUGCUGCCCGUGGGCGUCCAGGGCUGGGUAUGCGAACGAUGCCCAGGGAGUGGCGAGGAAGCUGUUGCCUUGGUGGAGGACCUGCAGAAGCAGCCAGUGAAAGCUUGGCCACAGGAUGUGCCCUCAGAGGGGGCGGAACCUGAGGCUGCAGUCCAGGGAUCUCAGGCCCAGGGGCCUCCCCGGAAGGCAGGGACACAAAGCCGGCCACCUGUACCUUGGGAGCAGCACAGCCAUGGUGCCCAGCUUCCGGCUCUUCUUAAAGAGGGGAGCACCAGAGAGACAACAGAUACCUGCUUUGCCUCUGGGGGACCUGUGACAUUUGGAGACAUUCCCUUCUAUUUCUCCCGGGAAGAAUGGGGGUCCCUGGACCCUGCUCAGAGAGAUCUCUUCUGGGACAUAAAAAGGGAGAACUCCCAGAACGUUGCCCUGGGUUUGGGACUCACGAGCCACAGCGAGAGAUCCCGGCUGGAGGAGGUGGUGACGGCGCUCCCGGGCCAGGCUGCUGGCGAUGUGACCGUGUCCUGGAGGCUGGAGGAGGCUGAGACCCGGCCGGGGGUGCCCCGGGGGCGGGCAGUGGGGGCGCGGCGGGGGCGGCCACCCACGCGCCGGCGGCAGUUCCGGGACCUGGCGGCCGAGAAGCCGCACAGCUGCAGCCAGUGUGGCAAGCGCUUCCGCUGGGGCUCCGACCUGGCGCGCCACCAGCGCACGCACACGGGCGAGAAGCCGCACAAGUGCCAGGAGUGCGACAAGAGCUUCCGCAGCUCCUCGGACCUGGUGCGCCACCAGGGCGUGCACACGGGCCAGAAGCCCUUCUCCUGCUCCGAGUGUGGCAAGAGCUUCAGCCGCAGUGCCUACCUGGCCGACCACCAGCGCAUCCACACGGGCGAGAAGCCUUUCGGCUGCAGUGACUGCGGCAAGAGCUUCUCACUGCGCUCCUACCUGCUGGACCACCGGCGCGUGCACACGGGUGAGCGGCCCUUCGGCUGCGGCGAGUGCGACAAGAGCUUCAAGCAGCGCGCCCACCUCAUCGCCCACCAGAGCCUGCACGCCAAGAUGGCCCAGCCUGUGGGGUGAGGGUCGGAAGGGCAGCCCAGGCAGGGUCCCCACCCGGCCCAGUCCACCAUCUCCGCUGCCGGCAGGACUGCAGGGUCCCCCAUGUGCAGAACCCAUCAGCCCUGCCCGCCUGGGGACCUGGCCAACGCCCACCAGGCAUGGAAUCCCUUGUGACCUCGUGGCCAUGCCCCUAACUGCUCUGGGGUUUUUCUUGCCCCCUGGUUUCCUGGAGCCCCGGCACAUUCCAGGCUGGUGGCAUGAGCACAGGGGAGAAGCUGGGGCACAGGGACGUAUGAGGACUCGAGCAGGCCUGGGGUCUCCAUCCCAGAACCCCCUAAGCCUUGCUUGGCCCCGUCGCUCUCUGUUCCCGGCCUUCUUGGCUGGGUCUAUGAGCUGGGCCUCCUGUCCUGCCAUCCUGUGCCUUCCCACGGGGGUGAAGGCUAAGCCUUAGGGUACUGCUGGGCUCUGGGAGGGUCAGUCAGCCCACACCCAUGAGGACCUGGGUCCUGGGUGCAGCCACAGGGGCUUUCUGGCCUCCACCAUUUCCGGACCUUGACCGCUCUGUGCUGUCCCAGCAGCAUGCAAGCUGCCUGCCUCUGCCCUCAGCCAGCUCGCCCCCAGCUGAGUUCCCAAGAGUCACCCUCUACCUGUCUGGGGAGGGUGGUGUUGGCUCCAGGGACAGAGGCCAACUGUGCAGACCAAGAACAGGGCCAGCGGAGGCCCGCUGCCCCCGCUGCUCCCCAGUCUCCUGGAGUUUCGGGGUUUAUGGUACUUAACACUAGCACUCCAUCAGCACCUUGUCACUAACUCCUGAGGCGCUGUAUUCCCUGCAGAAGGGCAUUCACAGGGACAGACCACAGGCCCUCCCAAGGAGCUGGCCCAGCUGGCCUCAAAGGGCAGCAGAAAGGUUGAAUAAACAUGAAAACUUUCUCCAGGCUAUUCU